AUGAGUUUUUCUUUUCGCGGGAGUAGGGGAGAUAUUGAAAGCGGGUUUUCGCAAUAUGUUCCUGAAAGAACCUCAAUGCGGAUUCAUCCAUCUCGGUCAGCUCAUAGCAAUUCUCUAGCUUUUCUUAUUGCGGUUAUUUUGAUAUUCAUGAUAUUAAGCUCCCCUCAGAUGUCGCAUUAUUUUCUACUCUGGAUAGUACUGGCUGUCUUCGUGAUGGCUACAAGUCUGAGAAUGUAUGCAACAUGUCAACAGCUUCAAGCGCAAGCCAGGGCUCAUGCCGCAGCAGCCUCUGGGUUGCUUGGCCAUGCUGAAUUACAUUUUCAAAUGCCGCCAUCUAUUGCAAUUGCAACUAGAGGAAGAUUGCAGGGACUUAGACUUCAGCUUGCACUUCUUGACCGAGAAUUCGACGAGCUAGAUUAUGAUACUUUGAGAGCACUGGACUCUGAUAAUGCUUCUAGUACUCCUUCAAUGACAGAGGAAGAGAUAAGUGCCUUGCCUGUUCACAAAUAUAAGAUUCCAGGCUCAACAAAAGAUGGCUCCACCGGUUUAACAUCCUCUUCAGAGGCAGCUGAGAUUAAACAAGACUCCAAAGGAGCCGAGAGAAGUGCCAAAGGUUCAGAAGAUGAGCUGAUAUGUACUCAUCAGUUUCAUGCCAACUGCAUCGAUCCAUGGCUUCGGCAACAAGGAACAUGUCCUGUGUGCAAAUUUAGGAUGGGGUUAGGAAGGCAAGGAAACACCGAUAGCGAGUCAGGUGAUUCAGAUGUUUUGUAA
Messenger RNA from Vicia faba (fava bean), 771 nucleotides. The record is from the annotation of a GenBank genome assembly. NCBI's taxonomy places the organism in Eukaryota, Viridiplantae, Streptophyta, Magnoliopsida, Fabales, Fabaceae.